UUGAAGGUUAUAGACUUUGUCGACCAAUGAUUUUUGUUGAUGCAACUUUUCUGACCGGGAGAUUUAGAGGUACCCUUAUGGCUGCUACUUGUCUGAAUGGGAAUCAAGGUUUUUAUCCGCUAGCCUUUGCAUUGGUCCCAGGAGAGGAUGUUGACAAUUGGGAUUGGUUUAUGUGCAAUCUUAGCAACAUUGUUGAUGACCGUCCUAUCACCUUUAUGUCUGAUCGUCAUGAAGGAUUGUUGAGGGCUAUUCCUAAACACUUUCCUACUUCCCAUCAUGGCUAUUGUUACUACCACUUGCAAGGAAACUUACCAAUCAGGAAAUCGGACGAGAAGUACAAAGAAGUUAUGGCUUGUUUCAAAAAGCAACUUAUGCUCUCACACCAGCAAGAUAUGAAGAAGCACUAAUGGAAAUGGAGUUAAUGGGAAGGCCUGGGGUUGCUGAGUAUUGCCGCAAUAUGCCUAGGGAACAUUGGUCCAGCGCGUUCUUCACUGGCUGUAGAUUUGGUCAGACUACAUCAAGCGUUGCUGAGUCCUUCAAUAA
Molecule: messenger RNA, 543 nt
Organism: Papaver somniferum (opium poppy)
Lineage: Eukaryota; Viridiplantae; Streptophyta; Magnoliopsida; Ranunculales; Papaveraceae
Product: protein FAR1-RELATED SEQUENCE 6-like
Exons: 2
Coding region: 27-407 (126 amino acids)
Source: RefSeq, a predicted model, not a curated record